ACCAAUAUAAUUGUGUUAUUUAGGGAGGGCGGAGUUUAGAGGCUAUAUCCCUAGCGUUGCUGUGACACAUGAUCCAUGUAAUUGAUCCCUGCAUCAUGUGCAGAUUAAUCUAUAACAAUUCCGAUUUUGUGUGUUUUUGCCUCAGUUAUACCCACCAACGAUUAAGUUUUUUCCUCUCGGCUAGAGGAUAUCUGAGUUAAUUAAAAUAUAAUUUGCAAAUUGUAAAUUACUCGUGCGAGAAACUAUUGUUAGUUUGAAGUUUUUCUAUUAGAAACCAAGAUGUUGCCCAGAAAGGGAAUGAUUCUUUUGAGCCGCGGUGUCAGUAUAAUCUGUAGAAGGUUUCAUCACAAAGUCGGAAUCCUUGGAGCACCAUUAUCAAGGGGACAGGAAAAGGAGGGUGUAAAAAUGGGACCAGAUGCUUUAAGAAAAUCCGGGCUGCUGACAGCGCUUCAGACUGGAGGUUGUAAUCUGAAGGACUACGGGAAUUUGACAUUUGAAGAUGAGCUGAAAGAUGAACCAUUUGGAACUGUCAAAAUGCCUCGGACAGUGGGGAAAGCAAAUGCAAAAUUAUUUGAAGCUGUUAAAAAAGUAAAAGCAGAUGGCCGACUCUGUGUCAUUCUUGGGGGUGAUCACAGUUUAGCAAUUGGAUCGAUUUCUGGGGAUGCAGCAUGUCACUCAAACCUGUGUGUGGUGUGGGUAGAUGCCCAUGCUGACAUUAACACUCCUAAUACAACACCAUCAGGUAAUCUGCAUGGCCAACCAAUGUCGUUUCUCCUCAAGGAACUCAAAACUGAGAUUGCAGGUGUCCCAGGAUUCACUUGGCUGGAACCAUGUUUAACUGCGAAAGAUAUUGUUUAUGUUGGUCUGAGAGAUGUGGAUCCUGGUGAGAAGGAUAUUAUAAAGAAAUUAGGAAUUAAAUUCUUCUCAAUGACCGAUGUAAAUCACAUGGGAAUACAAAAAGUCAUGGAGAUGAUCAACGAUUAUCUGUAUUCAAGAGUAAAGAAACCAAUCCAUCUUAGUUUUGACAUUGAUGGAUUCGAUCCUGUUUUGGCACCUGCGACAGGAACCCCUGUAGAAGGUGGUCUCACAUAUGAACAGGGUAUCUUCGUGGCAAAUGAAAUCCAUAAAACAGGCCUGCUGUCAGCCAUUGAUUUAGUGGAAGUUAAUCCAUCUUUAGGAAAAACUGAAGAAGAAAUUACAUCUACUGUUAAUUCUGGUCGAGAUAUUAUCUUGAAAGCACUUGGUUAUUUGACAAUAUGAUUCCACAGCCAUUUUUCAAUAGAAGUGUAACGGCUUUAAACAUUUUACCUUCUGAAAUAUCUCAAUUUUGUAGCUUCAUGAAUCAUUUUAAUUUCCAAAGAGAAAAUUUGAAAUUAUGUCAUAUCUUUUAAACUUCAGAUGAAAUAAUAACACUAUUUUAUAAAGGAUUUAUAAUUUUAUAUUACUAUUAAGUUUUUUGAUUGUUUGGCAGAGUGUCCUGGAUGAAUUAAUAUCAACUCUCAACAGCUGCAACAUGCACUGGCUCCAACUCCAUUUCCCUUGUUACUUUAUCACAUUGAAUCUGUUGAACUGAGUUAUAUCAAGUCACCAGUAUAGAAACUUGCCAUUUUGGCCCAACUGAUUGAUGACGCUAUCUAUGCUUCAUACAGCCACCUUCAGUCCUCUUUUUUUUUCAUAUAACCUUUUCAGCAAUAUUAUUCUAUUCCUUUCUCCCUCAUGUGUUUCUUUAACUUUAAGUGCACACAUGCUAUUCACUUCCACCUUGACUUGUGGUAGAGUGUUCUGCAUUCUUUCCACCCUGGAUCUAUAAGAAAAUCUCCUGAGUUCCUCAUUAGAUUUAUACAUGACUAUCUUCUAGAGUUCUGGACUCCCUGACAAAUAGAAACAUUUUCUCUAAAUCCAUCUUAUCAAAAUCUUUCAUAAUCUCAGACCUUUAUCAGGUAACUUCUAUUUUCUGUAGAGGAGUCCACCCUGUCUUGAUAAGUAUAUCUUCUCUGUGGUAUCACCUUAGUUAAUUUUCUCCGGAUCUUACCGAGUAACUCAAUAAUUAUAGUCUUCAUAUUAUAAAGUACUCCAAGUGAGGUCUAACCAAGUUUCAGUACAAGUUUAAUAUAGCUUUUCUGCUUUUUAGUCCCGCUUGAUCUGUGUUUGGUGUGCAUUUUUAAAAACAUGGAUUGUGGUUGGCGUAUCAGGAUUCAAGAUCACAAUGCUUCUCAUUUCAACUCAUUAUUCAAUCAGUAUGGGUUCUCUUCAAUCUUCCUACAUCUAUCAAUAUUGAGAUUAAUUUGCCAGUUACAUGUCAAUUUUGCAAUUUUAUUAAAAUCUUGUACUUUGUCACAUUUCCUCUUAACUAUACUUCUCAAUUAGUCUUCUCUGCAAAUUUUAGUGUACUUCUGAUACCCAAGUCCAAAUCAAUAAUGUAUACUGAGAACAAUGAUGGUAUAGCAACCAUAUAUUUACAAAGCAUUGCUGACUCUUUGCAACUCAGAGUAGCUACCUUUAAACUGUCUGUUUACUGUUUUGUUGCCGUUUUUGUUUUAGUCCAUUCUGGUAGUAAUGUAUGUUCUCAGCAUUUUGUUCAACUCUGAAGUGUAGUUUUCACCUGCAUACACACUGUCAACAAAUUCACAUUCUUCCUUCAGAAUAUUGUUUGACUAUGUUCUAUUUUCCUUUCAACAUAACCAAAACCCUAAUCAUUGCCUUCACAAUCUCAAUGAUUUCCUCACUGUUCUUCUAUCUCUUCCCUUCAUGAAUUUAAACUAAUUUAAUGGUCUGCAGCCAUACCCGUUUUCAACAUACAUCACCCCUAAAUUUUGUUAAGAUCUGGUUAGUUUUUAUUUUUAAGUUGCCAAAAUUAGAAAUCCUGGUUAAUCAUUGAAAAUAAAACCAGAUACCAAAAAUCCAUGAAUUUCCUCAGUAACCCUCCCAGAUGUAAGUCAAAGAUUUUUCGAAGUUUGGCUUCUACACAAUGGAUUUCAGCUUUUAUCUUUUGAGGAUUCCCUCAAAAGCUGCCUGGAGGCCGCCUUGCUUCCUUCGCCUGCAAAUAAUUGUCAGGUAACAGGACUCAACUUAGGAUGCCGAAAUAACUGCCUGCUCUCUUCACCCAAGAGUGCAGCCUACAGGACUCACAAGGAAGCAUUUUAGCAUCUAACAUCUAUUCACUGGCAUGAUCCAAAAUUCCUAGUUGCUCUGAGCAGAAUCCCAUUUCACAUGGCCAUUUCUUUGCCAAUGCCAGUUUCAUGGUGCUGGAGCCCACUGUUCUUCAGCUUUGCAGUGCCAACACUGCUUCCCCAUGGGCUUCUCAGACCCUGAUCUUCCCAACAGCACAAAGGUUGCAAUGGUUUGCUGUUUCACCCUCUCUGGACAGGUUGCUGUUCACUGUGACCAAACUGCUGUGUGACAUGCUAAUAUCCAUUCCUAUCCCAAGGCAGGAUUUAAUCUGUCAAAGCUAGGUACAUUCAGUAGUUUAAAUGCUACAUUUGUUUAACCAAAAGUCACUCCCACACCACAGUUGCAAAACUGCUAUGCUUCCAUACCUAAAACACACAGACAAAUAUCCAAAAUAUAAAUUCCCUCAUUUGCUAAACUUUGAGAAAAAUCCUUCUCCAAAUUGAAUUCAAAAUCCUAGACUUUAAAUACCUUCAUCAGAAUCCUAUUCCAGAUUUAUCCUUGCUCACUCAUUCUGCCCAAGUGACUCCACUGCUUGAUUCAUGCUCUAUCUACUAUUGCAGUAGAAGUUAUUAUUUCAGAUACUCUGCUUCGACUUUUGAAAUUAUCUCCAAAUACUGUUUUGUCCAGCUAUUUCAAAUGCUGCAACUUCAGAAGCUUCAAAACAAUAGUUCUGCAUCUUCUGUCCACUAGUCUUCUGUUUUCUUCCUUUCAUUCCUUACCUAUAAAUUGUGCAGGGAAUGAUAUAGAUUCAUAUGAAAAUUUAAGUUUUAAGAUCUUCAGUGAUAUAAAUUUAACAAUUGUAUUUCUACAUGAAUUCUUCUGAAUUUCAACAAUGAAAGGAACAGCUAUGCUGCUCAAUAAGCUGUCAAACACCGUUUGCAAAUUCUAGAAACUAAGUAUUUGAAUAAAAGAAUAAAAUGUUAAUGAUUUUGUUAAAAGUUAA
This is a messenger RNA of Chiloscyllium plagiosum (whitespotted bambooshark), 4114 nucleotides long. Its product is annotated as arginase-1-like. Lineage: Eukaryota; Metazoa; Chordata; Chondrichthyes; Orectolobiformes; Hemiscylliidae. Gene Ontology annotation, cellular component: cytoplasm; nucleus; cytosol. The record is from RefSeq and is a predicted model, not a curated record. Gene Ontology annotation, molecular function: manganese ion binding; arginase activity.